AUGUUGUCGAAGCUGACAACGUCGGCGAGAGUCGCAGUUCGGCAUGGAAGUGCCGCUUCGGCUAUCCGCACGCACAAAAUUCCUGGCCAAAGAGUUAGUUGUUCACGAGCUUCUUUUUCAAAAGUUUCUUUCCAAAGUUGCCCCUGGCCAAGUACGGCGGUCGGCACACGGUGACAGCCCUACCUGGCGAUGGCAUCGGUCCCGAAAUGAUCGAACACAUUCGCAAAAUCUUCUCCUUUUGUCAUGUUAGUUGAGUGAAAUAAGUAAUUUCCUGAAGGUAGACUCAGGUGCCGGUUAACUUCGAAGAAGUGCAAGUCUCCUCAUCUUUGGUAGGCGUGAACGAUCUGGAGGCGGCGCUGUUAGCCAUUGAACGAAAUGGAGUCGCGAUCAAGGUAAUCAAGUUUUUCCUUCAUGUUCCAUGAUUUUAAUUAGUAGCUGAAAUAAGUUUUUUGUAAAAACAAGGUCCGUAUCUUCGAGAAAGUAUAUAGCUGGCUUGAGUCAUUGAAAAAAUGAUCCUGAAACGAUAAGAAAAUAGGCAGUGCCUAGUUCGUGGAGAGCGCAGGUUCGAUGCUAGAAUGAGGACAGUGUGGGAAAAGAGAAUAUUCACACUUCUAGGUAGUAUUUUGUCUCAGCUAGUAAUGAGCAAUGUACGAAGCUAUGCUUGCUGACAAUUUAAAAAAUGCAAUCUUCAAAUCGGCAUCAUUUUCUAGCUACUUCGUUUCAACGCUUGUUUUUCCGUAGGGCAACAUCGAGACGAAGCACGACGACCCGUCGUUCAAAUCCAGGAACGUGGAGCUUCGCAGUCGCCUCGACCUAUACGCCAACAUUCUUCACUGCGUCACGAUCCCAACGGUGCCAUCGAGACACAAGGUGCCGCGAUUUGCAUCGGGAAGAAAUAAUUGAAAAUGAAGGACAUUGACGUUGUAUUAAUCCGAGAGAACACGGAAGGCGAGUACUCUGGCCUGGAGCACGAGACAGUUCCGGGAAUCGUCGAGAGCAUCAAGGUCGCAAGUUUGAUCAUUUAGUCUAAAGUCAGUUUCCAGAUUGUCACAAGAGAAAAGAUCGAAAGGAUCGCCCGUAUGGCUUUCGAAUAUGCAACUCUAAACGGCCGCAAAAAGGUAUAUAAAUUUUAAAAAAAAAGAUAUGAAAUUUUUCUGCAGAUCACAGCUGUGCACAAAGCUAACAUUCAGAAGUUAGGGGAUGGCUUGUUUUUGAAGGUUCAUCGAUUUUUUUCACAAAGGAAAAAGAACUUUCAGGUGAUUCGCGAUAUGUCGGAGGAAUACAAAAACAUAAAGUUUGAGUCGAUGAUCGUCGACAACGCGUCCAUGCAACUGGUAUAGUCUUUUCUGAAUUAUCACAGAAAUUGUUAACUAUGUUGCCGGUCAGAAUUUUCAUAUUCCCUUUUUUCAUUGUAAAAAAGUGGGUUGGCUCAGUUUGACGUUUGCGUCAGUUCCAUCUUUCCUACUUUGAAUAGAAGCUCAAGAUUCUAACUAGAUGUUGAAACUUCAUCAAAGCUUUUUUCCUUCCAACUUCGAAUCGGUCCAAGGAACAAGAUAUAGGAAACAAAUUGACUAAGAUUCAAUCAUGAGAUUCAUUUGUAAAACGCCUCGGACAUUGGUGACAAGAAGGACGUACGUUUCUGGGCAAUUCUAAGAAUUACUUAAGAGUGCUGCCAAUACUAAAGUGGUCACAACGAAUGCCCAGGAACAUCCGCAGGUAUUGUAAAACUUUUUUCGGCUGGUAUUUAUCCACAAAUAUAUAAUAUAAUACCAGCCAGAAAACUGAUUUUAUUUAUUAUGCCCUGUUCAAUUUGAUUCUUCGAAACGCAAAAUACCCGUUAGAGAAAGGAAAAGAUCACUAAAUCUUGGAGAGUCAGAGACCAUUUUGCAUUUCGCGAAAAUUAAUUUGAACACGACCUUAUAAACGUUUAAACGUUCAAUCUCGCUUUUUGCGCGUCGCUUUUCAUGCAUCGCGUGCACUGCGUACAACACAUUUCAUUUUCCGCCGUGGCGGUGGGUGUGGCGUCGAUUUGGUGUCGCCGUGAUCCUCAGCACGUCCGUUUCGCGUUACCAAUGUCCGAGAAGAUCUGUCAAAGACCUUCCUGAUCUUGUUUUUAGAUAAUCUCAAGAACUUUCUGUUAAAAGAUGAAAUGUUAGGUCUCCCGACCCCAGCAGUUCGACGUGAUGGUGAUGCCAAACCUCUACGGUAACAUCAUUUCCAACAUCGCUUGCGGCCUGGUCGGCGGCCCGGGACUCGUCUCAGGAAUGAACAUCGGCAGCAAAUAUGCCGUCUUUGAGACUGUAGCCUUCAGUUAUCCAAAAUUGGCUGUAAAGCGGUUUGCAGGGUACUAGAAACACGGGAACUUCUCUCGCUGGGAAAGACUUGGCCAAUCCGACGGCUUUUAUCCGAGCCAGCAUCGACAUGCUCAGGUAUUCGAAAAUUGUUCAGUCAUGACUACAACUAAGCUUCCCAGGUACCUCGAUUGUCACUACCAUGCAAACCUCAUUUCCGACGCCCUGUGGAAGACUUUGGUGGAGCAGAGAGUUCACACUAGAGAUUUGGGAGGGCAACACUCAGUUACUACUUUUUCGCCUAAAUUUGAUCUCCUUGUUUUCUUUGAGGCCAGCGACGUCGUCAAUUGUACGCUGCAGAAUGUGGAAAAGAUCAUGGAAGCCGAGCGAUAG
Molecule: messenger RNA, 2684 nt
Organism: Caenorhabditis auriculariae
Lineage: Eukaryota; Metazoa; Nematoda; Chromadorea; Rhabditida; Rhabditidae
Source: the annotation of a GenBank genome assembly